Daphnia carinata is the source of this 1697-nucleotide messenger RNA. RefSeq lists its product as uncharacterized. The transcript has 11 exons. The record is from RefSeq and is a predicted model, not a curated record. Gene Ontology annotation, molecular function: transmembrane transporter activity. NCBI's taxonomy places the organism in Eukaryota, Metazoa, Arthropoda, Branchiopoda, Diplostraca, Daphniidae. The coding region runs from base 240 to 1673 and encodes 477 amino acids. Gene Ontology annotation, biological process: transmembrane transport.
GAUAAUUACAAAGGAAUAUGGAGGAUGUAAAACAGAAGGUCAUUUCAGGGUUAAAUCUAAUCAGAUCUAACCCUCAAAUGAAAUGGGGUUUUCUCUCGAGACUGUUUUUUGCCAAGAAACAAAGCAGUAGAAGAAAAAAAACAGAAUUUUCCCAGUCACAGCUCAGACAAGGGCAAUCGGCCAUACUCCAGGUGCAGUUUUUCCAAUACGUUGCUCGAUUUCUUAAAUAGAUAAAAAUAAUGCAAUUUCGGACAAAGCGUGUGCUAGCUUUUGCUACUGUGGCAAGUUAUUUGUUUUUGACUGGAUUAGAAAAUGCCAUAAUUUUACCAACAGCCUGGCGGUACUUGAUGUUUUUAGGAGCCAAUCAAGAGUAUUUGCUGGGUGUCACCGUUUCAGGUUUCAGUGCUUCUGCUGCCAUUGCCGGAUUGAUUGGAGGACGACUUGCAGACUCGUUUCCGUCGAAAACAAAGAAUAUCGUUGUCACUGCCGUGUUAGCCAUGAUUCUUGGAAACACAAUGUAUCUAAUUGGUGGAUCGGUGGUUUAUGUAAUCAUGGGUCGCGUCCUUUGCGGUUUGGGGAGUGGUGCAGGAGCAGCAUUAUUAGCAGAAGUGUGUCGAACAACUUCUUCUAGGGAGAGGACAUCAGUUUUAUCUGUGUGCAGCGGCCUUAGACAAGUUGGACUCCUCAUUGGUCCAGGUUUUCAGAUCAUUCUAGAGUAUUUCAACUUCACCUUGUUCGGUGGUGCACUUGUCGUGCAGCCAUUUAACGCACCCGGACUCUUUAUGGCCGUUCUGUGGAUUUGCUUCCUCAUGUUUGUUCUUGCUUUGUAUCAGAACCUUGAUGUCGAGUACAAGUACGAAAUGCUAAGGAAAGAGCACAACGGUUUGGAUGUAAGGGAAUCUAUGGAUGGGCAUUCGAUAGAACUGAGUACUAGCCGUGAAACGAUUCUGGCCCAAGAGGAUGACCAGCCAAGCAUUGCAGCCCGUAGAUGGUAUUUCAUUGAAGAAAAUUUCAAUAGAGAGACCGCCCCACAUCCUGCCACAUAUUCAACCUAUAUAAAUGAAUUUCUCCAUGACGAUACCGUCGUACUAUUCGGUAUGACAGCAAUACUGUUCUUUGGUCAAGUUUCUAUAGAGACUAUAAUUCCUCCCCUGUUUUCAAGGCUUUUCGACUACACCAGCUUCGAAACCAGCUUAGUUUAUAUGGUUGGAGGAGGUUUUUCCAUUGCAAUCUAUUUAUUAGUGUCUGUAACGACAAAAUGGACCACCGAUACAUAUCUCGUGCUAUUUGGCUGGUUGAUGCACAUACUCGGCUUCACCUGGUGUCUCAUUUGGCUCCCUCGUAUUCAGCCAGGAGAUACGGACAAGAUGCCUGUCCUGCUAAUAGGAGUUAUGUUUCUGUACGUUGGAUUCCCUGUUGCUGCCGUUGGUACCACAUCCUUGUUAUCCAAAUGCGUCUCUCUUCGCGUCCAAGGCAUUGCACAAGGAUUCCGUCGGCUUGCAACGUUCUCUGGAUUGAUCCUGGGUCCGCUGUGGGGAGGCGCCACCCUUCAUAAACCCGAUUUGCAACUGUCUGUUCCACUACUGCUACUGCUUAUAUUAGGGGCGAUGUUUUCUUUUUCCUUUAAGAAAAUCCGGAAUGAAGAAAGAAUAGCUAUGAAUGUAAGCAAGUGAGGGUAAAAUCGAUGUAAUUGUGUU